This is a messenger RNA of Hippoglossus stenolepis (Pacific halibut), 7772 nucleotides long. Its product is annotated as solute carrier family 41 member 3. Gene Ontology annotation, cellular component: plasma membrane. NCBI's taxonomy places the organism in Eukaryota, Metazoa, Chordata, Actinopteri, Pleuronectiformes, Pleuronectidae. Gene Ontology annotation, molecular function: monoatomic cation transmembrane transporter activity. Gene Ontology annotation, biological process: monoatomic cation transport. The record is from RefSeq and is a predicted model, not a curated record. The coding region runs from base 1630 to 2979 and encodes 449 amino acids. The transcript has 10 exons.
AGAUGUGUGUUCCACAUUCAGACAGACAGUCAUACAGACUGAUUUCUGGAAUUAAUAGGUGGAUAAAUGAGUUAAACAUUUUACCCUAACUAUCUUAUGACUUGAGUUUGAUUACUGAUGCUUAAAUGGGUGAAUGGACAAAAAUCAAUCAAAAUGCAAAAAGUCUUUACUAAUAAAGUGGUGUUCAAAUUAAUGAUUUGAUAAUAGUAAGGCAAAUAAUACACAUGACCUUGAUUCAACAAACAAGUCAGCUUGUGUUUGACAUUUGAAGAUUCUCAUGAGCUGAAAAGUAAUGUGAAAGCAAUAUUUUAGUUCAGUCCAUUUUCUAAAAAGCAGGGCAAUAUCCUAUUCACAUAGUAUAAUAUGAUGCUUUUUACUUGUGGCGUUAGAGAACAAGGACAUAUUGUACCAGGGCUAUGACAGGAUCGAAGUACAAAUGCACUUACAGCAGGUGAACCGGAGGUAGGGAUGGAGGAAAUGCACAGAGAGAAAGAAUGAGUCACGAUAUAGGGAGAGAGAGAACAGGAAAAGAGGGAUGAUGGAGAGAGAAACGCAGCAAGACUGGCCGACAUAGAGAAGGGGAUGUCACAUGGCUCCAGGGAGGUAGGACGAGAGACAGACACGCAGCACGAAAUAGCAAGAGGGAGAGUGUGAGGGGGUGAGCCGGUCGUUUCUCUCAUGAGUUUGCACGUCGGGCAGCGCAGACGGUCCUGCCUCUUUCUCUGCUACGUCACAGCUGUGCAGAGCACAGGGAGCAGGACUACCCUGAUGCUGACAGGAGGAUAGAAACACACCAGCCUGGCAGGAGCUGGCUGCUGCAUUCCGUCAGUGGACCUAUCAGAUCACUUAUUGCCGUUAUGGAGCUCUUUCUGUUUUCCUCUUCACUUCACCCUGCCAGAAAGAGAGGAAGAGGCCGGGACGUCAAAGACAUACAGGGAUCACUCUGCUUCUAACUCCUUUCAAGAGCUUUUGGACAAUCCAUCAUCUUCUUGUUCACUGUCAGUCAUUUAGUUGUCACGGCAAGCACAAGGAUACGACUGUGCCUUUACACUGUAGGCCAACUAGUUCCCACACGGGAUCACACGGAUUCACAGCUACAACUCAGUUGAAAGGACUUUGAACUACAUGAAAUGGAUCCUCUACGAGGUCAAAGAAACUGGACUUAAUCAAGACUUCUUUAACUAUCCAUGGUGUGGUUCGUGGACAUCAAGCUGAAGAGAAGCUGAGACUGAGUAGCCUACCAGUGCUUGGGAAGAUCAUUGCGACCGAUGAAUCACAACUGGUCUUAAUGAUUGUGUUCCCCAGUGGUGUUGACAAAUGGAUACGUCAUCACUGCUGACUCACCAAUGGGCCAAAGAUGCCACACUCCAUUAACCCUCAACUUUGUGCUGACGCCUUUAAUUUGACUGAUUUUGCCUGAUCUGAAGAAAUGGAAAAUUAGUCUUCAUGUUUUCUUAUUCAGCAUUCACCCUGCUCCAUUCUUAAGACAACCGAAGCAGUGAAACUAAGUUCAUUUGGAUAUACAGCAUCAGAAGCUGAUGUUUUUUGCCUCCACUCAUCCCGUUUGGAUCGCAGUUACACUAACAAUGGGAUAACAACUCUAUGUGAUUAAGUAAGCCCUCAUUCAACAUGGUGGUGACGCGUCUGGAGCUGGAGCUGCGCUACCAGGGCAAAAAGUUGCGCGGCGUCACGUGGAAGUUGACUCGAUCCGAACAUGGUUUCCUGCCAGAGAGCUCCUGGUUGAUUGCUGCUCAGGUCAUGGUGCCGUACCUGGUGUCAGGGCUCGGAAUGGUCUCCGCUGGCAUCAUUAUGGAUCUUAUACAACACUGGGAGGUGUUUAAGGUGAUAACAGAGAUUUUCAUCCUGGUGCCGGCACUGGUCGGACUCAAAGGAAACCUGGAGAUGACCCUGGCUGCCCGACUCUCCACUGCUUCCAACACAGGACAAAUGGACGACCCUGCUAAACAAUGGACCAUGGUGUGCAGCAACCUGGCUCUAAUACAGGUUCAGGCCACAGUGGUGGGCUUCCUCGCUGCGGUGGCAGCCGUGUGCUUAGGGGCAAUUUCUCGAGGAGGUAUAGAAAUAGACCAGGCAGCUGUUCUGUGUGCCAGCAGCAUCACCACUGCAUUCGUCGCUGCUCUCUCUCUAGGCCUGGUGAUGAUCGGAGUGAUCAUCGGCUCCAGGAAGGUGGGGAUCAACCCCGACAACGUGGCCACCCCCAUCGCUGCCAGUCUGGGGGAUUUGAUCACCCUGUCCCUGCUGGCCGGGGUCAGCACCACGCUCUAUAAUCACAUAGAUAUAUGGUACCUGUCUCCUCUGGUGUGUCUGCUCUUCUUGGCUCUGAUCCCUAUUUGGGUGGUGGUGGCUCGACAGAGCCCUCAGAUCAGGGAGGUCCUCCGCUCAGGCUGGCAGCCUGUUAUAGUGGCCAUGUCCAUCAGCAGUUUUGGAGGCCUUAUACUGGACAAGACAGUGAAUGAUCCCAACUUCGAGGGCAUGGCUGUCUUUACACCCGUCAUCAACGGGGUGGGUGGUAACUUGGUGGCCAUCCAGGCCAGUAGGAUCUCGACCUACCUGCACUUCUGGAGCAUCCCUGGGGUGCUGCCCUAUAAGAUGAGGCAGCACUGGCCCAAUCCCUGCAUCACCUUCUUCUCUUCAGGGGUGAACUCCAAGUCAGGCCGCGUGCUUCUGAUGCUGGUCGUCCCCGGUCACCUGGUCUUCCUCUACGCCAUCUCUCUGCUGCAGGGGGACGAGGCGCCAAUCUCUGUACCCUUCACCAUCUGCUUCCUCUGCGCUGCUCUGCUACAGGUGGCCAUCCUCCUUUACUUUGCUGACCUCAUAGUCCGGUUCAUGUGGAGGAGGAGUCUGGACCCUGACAACUUCUCCAUCCCAUACCUGACCGCCCUGGGGGACCUGCUGGGCACCGGCUUCCUGGCCCUGUGCUUCCGCUGCGUCUCAUGGACUCAGAGCCUGGGCCUAUGAAUGUUCACCCCUUUACCCUGAACUCUUAGCCAGCCACUGUCAUGUUGCACCGAGUGUUGUUAGCACAGAGAUGCUUUUGAUUGGACGGUAAAGCAUUUUCUGAUCACUGGGCCAGUUCAUACCAAGCGAUUUCUCCUUGUCACAAAUUCAAACCUUUACACUGGUUGAGAGACAGCACAUGUGACACCCACCCAUUUACACCCAUCGUCUGGGUGAACAGGGUCUGCUCCCUAAACAUGUCUCGAUUUUUUUUUAUUCGAGUGCAAACGAGAAGUUUAAGUUCUCUGUCCUUCAGUACAUCUACUACAGAAUGUUGGAGUUAGUUAAAAAUCAUUCCUCUUUAUUCAUCCGUCUUUUAAUUUUGCUGCACUAACUAGAUUUGAGUUUGGUGGCUCUGUGCUCACCUCAUCUCAUAGCUCACCUGUUCUGAAAUAUGUACCAACUUUGACAUCACAGCAGCAGGGCGUAAUGACAGAAUAUCAAAUGUGUUGGCCUGUAGAUUUAUCUAAAAUGGCCUGCACUGUGAAAAAGUGGUGAAGUUGUAGAGAUUAGUUGGAACUUGUAUGGAACAAAGAGAAUUAAAGCAGUCCACAUUUAGACGGGCUGUACUAUGCAUUAAGGUCAGAGGUUGAUGUAUGUAGUAGCCAACUGGAAUUGUCAUGCACGUAUGAGAGAUGCUGUGUUCAUGCACAAAAUCCCUCAUUUUCCUAAGUUUUCCCCUCUAUGCUUUUUUGAGAUGCUGCUGUAACAGACGGAUGGCAUGAGGUAGUUUCAGGGCCAAAGCCAAAUGGCCUGGCUGCACAGUGGAAACAGUGUGAUUAGGAGGGAGAUUAUUAAGUAGGUGUGGUUGGAGUGGAAUGGAUUCACAUCUUUCCUUGCAGUUUCAUGCACUCUGUUUGUCAGAGAACCAUUACAUCAGUUUUUGUUUAUUUUUUUGUGAAAUGAGAUGAGGAGCCGUACAAAACUGACCAUACAGACUGUUUUAGUGUGGGGCAUACACCAGCAAGUUUUUGACGUCUAUAGCUUAUGUGUUUGUGACUAGAAAUGCUGUUCUGAUGGUACUUACUAGUGCAAUAAAAUCUAAAUCCAGUUAUUUGACAUUUUGGAAAAUCAAUGUAUCUGUUUUCUUGCUGGAGCUAGAUGAGGAGAAUGAAAAUGCUUAAUGGCUCUACACUAAAGGAGUGUUUGAGUCUUCAAAACACUUUUGGAGUUUCAGGGGUAAACAGUGUAGUUGAUUAGUGACCUAUCUUCAGACGUAAUUAAACAACAGAAAAAAACAUAACACGCCUCCAUACUGCUCGUGUGGUGUCAUCCAAGUGUCCGCAAGCCCUGGAAUUCAUAUUCGACUCGAAACGAGGUCAUUAACAUCGUGUUUAAGCCGAAAGUUCCACCAGAAGUGGCUAAGCUAGCGGACGUCAGCAUUUCCGACGGUGCCUGAAUGCACCUCGUCUAAAGCUAUCAGAGGACCUUUAGGCUAAAAACAAGAUCUUGAUGACCUCGUUUCGAGUCGAAUAUGAACGUCGGGGCUUCCGGACACUUGGAUGACACCACACGAGCAGUAUGGAGGCAUUUUAUGUUUUUUCUGUUGUUUUAUUACAUGUGAAGAAGGACUCACCAUUGACUUCAAUUGUACUGGAUUCUGCUCAAACAAAGUUUACCCCCGAGACUCCAGAAGUGUUUUGUGGACUCAAACACUUCACCCCCCCCAACGGCAUAGUGGUGAGUAGAUAAUGAGAGAAUUUUCAUUUCUGGAUGAACUAUCCCUUUAAGUUAAAAAAAUUGCAUGCAUCUUGUUGCUGUAAAGACAACAUUUGGAUGAUUUAUUGGUCUAUGUUUUUGAUUUAGGAUAACAUGUUAACUAAUAAGCAUUCCACUCUCCAAGGAUGAGUGUACGCUUGUGUCAGUGUCUCAUCUUACUCUCGGCAAGAAAUCAAAUAAGUACGUCAAACUUUUUCUUGAAGGUUUGAAACAGGAUCUGUGCGUUGUAGAAAUCCCUUAGUAAAGCUAUAUUAAUAGUCCUUUACACAAAGUCCCAGCUUGCUCUUAAUUCUUACACUGUGCAGAAAUCAGUUUCACAGCAAAGUCACCAAAACACCAAACAAUCACAGGUUGAAGAAAGUUUGUUUUGUGUCCUUAUUUCUGACUGAAAGGCCUCACGACCUCCAGAAUGUCUAAUAUGCAGAUGAUAUGUUGCUUUCAGUUUGCACAUAGAGUAGAUACAUGUAUAAUAACGCCAUUAAACGGGCACAUGCAAAUAAUACCAGUAAUACUUAUAAGCAAUGAGUUUGUUUUUCAGAUUGUACAUCAUAAUAGAUCAUAAAAAUAUAAAGGCCUCAACACUUUUCCAACGCACCCCCCCCCCCAAAAAAAAUGUGUCCACACCUCCCAGUGUUUGUAUAGCAAUCUCAAUAUUCAAAACAUAUUUAGCAGUAUUUUAUCUAUAGUGAAUUUUGUGCUGCCACUCAGAUGAUCAGCCCAGGUUUAUGUGUUUAGAUCGACUGUCUAGCUGCUGAGGAUCUUGGGUAUUUCCUCACUUCCUGCCUUACUGCUCAUCAUGAACCAUAAAACCUCAUCAGUGCUGCAGUGAGUGCAUGUACGUGCACACGUUACUCUCAAGGGUGUUCAGACAGACAGGAAAGUGAAUUUUGACCUUGCAUUAUUUGCCUAGAUUUGACCCCGGAAAAAGGUUGAGAGAUUUUUUUUCAACACAGAUGUUUACUCAUUUGUUGACACCAUCCUGUGGUAAAAAUGUGUCUAAUCGUCCCUUGACUACACAAAAGAUUACCAUUACAGUAGAAACCAUAAUAUUUAGGAACCAGUACUGUUAGUCUGAAGUACACAUCUCUAUCUCGCUAUGGUACUCGCAUAAUUGCAUUUCUUAGUGUGUAUGAGCUUCAUUUAAAAAAUGUACACAGUAUCUGGAAAUAACUGAAAUACAAAAGUGGAAAUGCACUCAUGAAGUCACAUGGAACCUUUUCGCUGUUAGAGACAAACCUCAUAAACACUGAAAUCGGAGGCGUUUCUCGUCAAUGACUGAAUAUGUAUGUGAGGUAUUUCAGUGUGAAUAUUGCUUUGCUAAAAGCUUUUAUUGUGACACUGUUACACAGUACUUUCUACUAGAAUUACGUACUAAUUGAAUCACAGUUUAUUUCACUUGAGCUUCCUGUAUGAGAUUCAAAUGUUAACUGUGAUACUGUGAUAACUAGACGUGUACCAGAACAUGCAGUAAGUGUGUCUUAAUCAGUGCGGCUGAAUGAAAUAACCUGAAAUCUGUAGAUAAUGAAUGUAAUAUUUAUUUAAAUACAUCAAUGGAUUUAUUUCCAUUGUUGUGUUGGGUCACAUCUGAUAGAUUCUAGGCCUCAGGACAUACAGUAGCUUAUUGGUUUCUGUAGUUAUUCUUAUAUUAUAUACAUGGAAUAGUGUUGUCAUGGAGAUAGUAAAAGGUUAAAGAAAUAGCUCAUUGUUUGGGAAAUACGUGUAUUCGUUUAUUGCCAAGAUUUAGAAGAGACGAAUGCCUGAGAGCCAAAAGAAAAGCACAACUUCAGGUUCUGCUCCAUUAGUAAAGAAAAUCCAUUGACAUAUCAAAUGAUGCAAAUAACUACAUUUUCAGAUUAGGAAUAGCCUUUCUACACAUAUAGUGCUUCCUACUAUACGCCACACUAUAGGCUACACCAUGUCCCAGAAGCACUAGACCACUGUGGUUCUGAGCUGUGUGGUUCGCUCAACCAUUUCUGUAAUAACAGCAGCACAUAUGGACGGAACAGUUUAGGAGUUUUGAUGUGGAUGUAACCCCAUGAACAUCUCAUCGUGGAACAGAGGGUAGCCCAGACAUUUAGGUUUUCUACACUAUUGUACCAAUGUGCAAUUAGCUGAGCAUAUUACUAAUCUAAUAAUAAUCUUGUUUAGUUUAGCCUGAUUCUGGGAGUGGAGUUUAGAUAUGUAAGCCUAGACUGGAAACAGUCUAAGGUAAAGCUGAGUUUAACUGGAUUUCGGAGUGAAGUUUAGCUAAACCUAGAUUGGAAAUUUUACAAGACAGGACACAGGCAGUGUUUUUUUCCACAUUUCAUGCUGUAACUAUGUUGUUGUAAUACAGUCACUUGAGAAAAGCUCCAGCAUGGAACUCAUGUAAAACUACAAUCUAUAACAUUUCAACCAAAAAGAUAAAUAGUACUUAUUGGUCAAAUGUUUUUUUUUUACUUUGGAAAUGUUUCCCCCUUCAGUUUGGUGGUCAGCUAAGUAAAGUUAUCUAAACCAACUGCCCACUGGCUGAAGACACAUACGAGUUCUUUCUGGUCACCGUAGAUGGGUCAUGCAUGUCGCAUUUUACGUUUCCCAAAAUGUUCCUUUAAAAUAUGAGGUUUAUCAUCCAGCCCUGUCAGUCACUACAUCUAGGAGUGUGAUGGCUAAUUGCAAACUUUCACUUUUGUUGUAAUAGUUGCCUUGAAAACCAAAUUAAUGUCAACUGUCUUAACUGAAAUCUCAUCAUCGACAACCGUGUCAAUGUUAAAACUUAGUAGCUUCAGUCCUUUAUCUUUAGGCAAAACUUUGUACUGUACCUCAGUGUUGACACUGCCACAUGAUGACUGAAGGGGCGUUUCAAAUGUCUUUAUAUUCUAAUCUCGCUGUGUUCACUGUCACCAGAGCUUCCACAGCUACAGUCGGCUGUACUGUCUUUAUGUGAGUCUGUGUAAAGAUCAGGAGUGGAGUCAAAAACAUGUUGGUGUUUGGUGAGUGUUUCUGUGACUUUGUGGCUACGAUUAAUUAUAUUUUAAUAAAAACCAACAGUGCUACGA